Messenger RNA from Myripristis murdjan (pinecone soldierfish), 3287 nucleotides. RefSeq names its product forkhead box H1 (gene foxh1). Gene Ontology annotation, cellular component: activin responsive factor complex. Gene Ontology annotation, molecular function: DNA-binding transcription activator activity, RNA polymerase II-specific; transcription cis-regulatory region binding. The coding region runs from base 247 to 1809 and encodes 520 amino acids. The transcript has 4 exons. Lineage: Eukaryota; Metazoa; Chordata; Actinopteri; Holocentriformes; Holocentridae. Gene Ontology annotation, biological process: transforming growth factor beta receptor signaling pathway; positive regulation of transcription by RNA polymerase II. The record is from RefSeq and is a predicted model, not a curated record.
UGGCAGUCAGAAAGUGAAAUCAUGACGUAAAUUGCAACAGGUGGAGUAGAUUUGUGUUAGGGAACCCACUCGACCUGGAGGAUGAGUUGAAACGCCUAAUGUUUACAUCAAAAAAGAUCCAAUCCACAUGAGUCAGCCUGGAGCCAGCAGUCUGCCAGAAGUUAAGGACCAACUCUUUGCCCUCCCUCCCCCUCUGCGUCCUCCUGUCCGACCGUGCGGGCCGAUCUUCCCCCCAGCCUGAUCAGCAUGACAAAGCACUGGCUGGAGCAGAGCCUCUUGGCACCACCCGCUCUCUCCCACCUUGGAGCACACCACGACCAUCAACUUGACUCCAACAGAAAUGCGCAGCAGAAUUACCUUCCCAGCGGUAUAGUACGGACCUCUCCAGCCCAACACUGGCCUCACCAUCCGACCCAGGUGUUUCCCCAACAGCCGCCCCGGUUGGAGAAGCCUGUUGCCUACCCCGACCACCCCACCAGAUCCACGGCGCAUAUGGAUAAAGCCGUGCCACCUGAGCAUCGCGGACCACCGGCCACAGCAUACCCAGCGCCCAGAAAAGAUGACUUGCUCAAAGAGGAGACCCUCAGCCGUGAGUCGUGGGACAGUGACAAGGAGAAAUGUGCCAGCGGUGGGAGGAAAAAGAACUAUCAGCGGUACCCGAAACCACCGUACUCAUAUCUCGCCAUGAUAGCAAUGGUUAUCCAAAACUCCCCAGAGAAGAAACUGACCUUAUCAGAGAUCCUGAAGGAGAUCAGUACUCUCUUCCCAUUCUUCAAAGGAAACUACAAGGGCUGGCGGGAUUCUGUGAGACACAACCUCUCCUCUUAUGACUGCUUCGUUAAGGUGCUGAAGGAUCCAGGAAAGCCACAGGGAAAGGGUAACUUCUGGGCUGUGGAGUUGAGCCGUGUGCCCCUGGAGCUCCUCAAGAGGCAGAACACGGCUGUGUCUCGCCAGGAUGAGACAAUCUUCGCCCAGGAUUUGGCCCCCUACAUCCUUCAUGGACAAACCCACAAGCCAGAUGUGGAGCCCCCCUCUGCCCCUGUCACUUCUCUCUCUCCCAUACCCACCAGACCCCACUCCCCGCCGCAGGAGGACUUGUUCCGACCCAAACUGGACUCGUCCUUUGCAAUAAACUCCUUGCUGCACAGUCUGCGACCAUCUAGUGCUGCUGGGGAGGUAGAAAUGGCUACCAGGGACUGCUGGGGGGAGGUGGAGCAGCCGAGACCCUCUCCAACUCCGCGACCCCGCUACACCUCCUCUGCCCGUAGUGCCUCUGCCAGCUCUGCCAGCCCGGCCUCCUCUUCCUCUGAUGAAGAAUGGAGGGGGGUGUCACAGGCUGGGAAGCGCAUUCCUCCGGACAGGGAAGUGGGGUCAGAUGGUUACGAGGACUGCAGGCCCCCGCACCACAAAUCAGCACGGAGGGAGACUGCACCCCCAUGGGAGCUGCCCACCUCCUAUGCCAAAUACACCCCACCCAAUGCUGUUGCCCCACCCAGUAUGCGGUUUAAUGGGGGUCCCCUCAUGUCACUGCAUGGUGGACUCCCCCUUUACGGCUAUGGAAGCCCCCCUGUGGCACCUGGCCACUUUUUAGGCCACGCCUAUUGGCCCAUCCUCCCUACUGGGCGAGUUUCUCUCCAAGCCCCUCCUCUAAUUAUGGACCUGGACAACAUGUUGCAAUCUGUGCCUCCCAAUAAAAGUGUAUUUGAUGUCCUGGUGCCAGGCAAUCAGAACUCCCAUCCACACCAUCAACCAGCCAGUCGGUACACCCUGCAGAGUGGGCCUCCCCUAAACAGAUACCACCAAUACUGACAGACUCUUAAAUAUUAACUCUCAAUCUCAAACUGAGCCAUAUCCACAUUCUGAUAUGCAGUGAUCCAAAACUAUCUGUUUGGUAAAGUUCGUACCUCCAACUCGAGAUACUGUCAGUCUAAUAUACAAAGGGAUACUAAACUACAACAGUUUUUCAGGUCAUGAUUCGGAGAGACAGUGACAUGGCUGUGGUUAUUUCUCAUCAAUCUGUGAUGUACCAUGUGGUUUUAAGACACUGGAGACAACUGACUUAAAACAGUAUUGCCUCAGUCUUUGGAGAAAACAGAGCAUGUAUUGAUACAGGGUCUUUGCACUGCCAGUGUUAUUUGCACUAUUUUGAUGUCAAGAUUUCUUUUACUCCAGAAAUCACUUUUGAUUGUCUACCUAAUUUGACUGCUGAAUGUUUUGCUGGAGUUUUCCUCUAGUUUUUUUGCUUGUCCUGUGAAAACCUUCUAUGCUAACAAGACAAAUUGAAUACAUACAGUAAAGCCAAGAUACAGAGUAUAGGUGCCAAUCAGGGUAUCAAAUAAAACACUAUUUUUUUAAUAUAAACUUAUCCUGUCCAGCAUUGUAUGUAGCAAUACAGAAAUUGAGGUACAGAAGCAGCAUAAUAGUUUCAGUGAAACAACUAUUUUCCUUUCACAGGGUGUAUGUGCACACAAGUCUGUGUUGUCACUUUUAGUAUGUUUGUUCAGAUGGUUAAAUCAAAGACAAGCUCUUUAGCCCUAUCUUUUUUUCUGUCUUGUCAAGUUGACUAACAAAAUAGCGUGAAAGCUGGAUUAUCACCAGCUGGCAAAAUGGGCAAGACAGACAACUUCAUUUUGCAGGAUAUUUGCUGUUGUCUAGUUUGUUGUUGCUAGUCGGUGUCUAACAAAAAAUGGAAUGAGGGACCGGUCAAGUAGAACACGAGAGAUUAGGAAUCCAUUGAGUAUAAUAGUUUUAUCACAAAUAAUACAUAAAAACAUGUCUCCUGUAGGUACGUCCAAAUAAGUCUCAAUGACUAGCCUUAACUCUCGAGGUAGGUGUACCUGAUAUGUAAAGUGACACUUGAGAGUAAUUCUAAGAAAGACUGUGUAAGAUUUUAAGGCAUUCUGUUUGGUAAUUUCAAGUCACUCCAUGGCAGUAUGGCAUGUUUUCAAGAAGUUGGAGACAAUCUACCUCAAAUCACUGUACAACCACUGAUAUCUACCUCAGACUUUCAAUGGAAUGGAACAUGCUUCCAAGGGACUUUGCACUGCCAGUUAUUUGCACUAUUUUAAUUUCAUUAUGAAUAGUUUCCAACAGAAAAUACUUUUAAAUGUAUCCCUACCUUGACAGCUGAAUGUUUGUUUUUUAAUUUUUUUUUUAUCUGUUUUACUGUUGUCUUCUUGAAAGUUUAUACAGUAUUGAGCUGAAGUCAAAACUGCACAGAUGUUACACUGAAAGGUUUUGGUGCUGAACAGGGUACAUAAUAAUAAAAUGCUGCUGUUUUAAGCUAU